AUGUUGGAAAGCUCGACCGUGGUCUGGCUCAGGUCCGCUGCGCGUGAGGCGUCGUACCGGCUCGCGCGCUUCCUUCCCGAGUCGAGCGACGCCGUGCAGCCCGACUCGCCCAUCCACAUCUUGGGGACUGUGGUGGAGGCCUCUGCUGAGGCGACCGCCGAGGUGCAGGCCUGCGUGCGUGCGUGCCUUUGGUUCACGUACCGGCAGCACUUUGAGCCGAUCCCGGGCACGGUCUUCACGAGCGACGCCGGCUGGGGCUGCAUGAUGCGCAGCGGGCAGAUGAUACUCGCGCAAGCACUGCUGCGGCUGAGCGCGGGCGGCGGCGGCGCGGGCGCGUCGCUCGAGCGGCGCGAGGCGGCGACGGUGGCGCUCUUCGCCGACUGCCUCGCCGCACCCUAUUCGCUCCACCGGAUCACGCUCGAGGGCCAGGCGCAGGGGCUGCCGGUCGGGCGGUGGAUGGGGCCGGCCAGCAUCGCGCAGGUGCUGGUGCGGCUGGCGGACCGCGACGCGCCAAGCUGCGGCCGGCGAGGGGGCCGCGGCGGGGGACGCGGCGGCGGGGGACGCGGCUGCCGCCGGCGCAGCGGCGGCGCGGUGCGAUCCGGGCGUGGCGAGCGGCUGCUCUACCUCGACCCGCACGAGGUCCAGCCCGCGCUGCGGCCCGACGACCCCGACGUCGCCUCCUGCCACUACGGGCGAGGCCUCCGCACGGUCCGGGUGGGGGACAUCGACCCGUCGCUGGCGUUCGGCUUCCUGUGCGGGAGCGCGGACGAGUUCGACGAGCUCUGCGCCGGCUGCGCGCGCGUCGGCUCCUCCUCCCUCUCCGCCUUCAGCAUCGCCGAGGCGCGCGUGCUCUGCUACGAGCGUGCGGGCAGCGAGGCGGAGGAGGCGGAGCCCCUCUCCUCGGACGACGACGACGACCUCGUCGUCUUGUAG
This is a messenger RNA of Emiliania huxleyi CCMP1516, 933 nucleotides long. RefSeq lists its product as hypothetical. Gene Ontology annotation, molecular function: protein-phosphatidylethanolamide deconjugating activity. Lineage: Eukaryota; Haptophyta; Isochrysidales; Noelaerhabdaceae. The transcript has 2 exons. Bases 1 to 933 code for a protein of 310 amino acids. The record is from RefSeq and is a predicted model, not a curated record.